AUGUGCGAUUUCGGAGUAACAACAAGAAGAUUAUUGACCAUUCCGCCAAAUUUCGUGCCUUAUAUGGAAAAGCACAGAUUAUACGAAUUCUUUUAUGAGUUAGUGACGCAGUUAUUAAUCCAGAAACCCGAGGAUCCAUUAGUAUUUAUGAAACAAUGCAUUCAAUAUGCCAUACGAAAACGAGAUAUUCCCAGAAUCAUUCUUAUAGCUCCUCCAAGCUUUGGUAAUUCUAAUUCACUUACAGAUAUACCAAGAAGCAAGAAGGAAGCACGUGCGAUGCAACGUGUCGGCGUGAUACCCACACAUGUAAUACAAAUCGUAUCAUCAAACGCAGAGAACGAAACUCAAAGUAUACUUACUGUAGGAUCAGUAUUAUUGACUCUGCUAUUCUGUUCUUGUUCAUUUACAUCCAUUUUUAUUUUUUUUUUUUUUAAGCACAGUGAAGUCGAAGUUGGUGUUAAGACAAUUCAAGAGCUAGGCAAAGAAUGCGCGACAUUAUCGAAGAUUAAGAAACAUUAUGGGGCACCAUCGCUCUUUCGCAUAGCUCUCAUAGGUCCUAGGGGAUCAGGUCAUCACUCUUUGGCAAAGCAUAUAUCUGAGAGAUUUAAUCUCGUUCAUGUUGAUUUCAAUUAUAUUCUGGAGCAAGCAUGUUCGCAAGAAACGGCCUUAGGUGAAAUGUUACGAUUAUGCGAGUGUUACGGAUACGGAAAGAAAUUAAAAUCAGAAACAAGAAUAGAAAUUGUCGAGCAAUAUGUACUCGGAUCCGAAUGUCUUAGAAAAGGAUGGAUUUUAACCGAUUAUCCUAAAACUGUGGAGGAGUUCAAGCUUCUGGAUAUGAUAUCCACGCCACCCAAUAGAGUAAUCAUUCUCAAAGUGGAUGCACAAAAGUUUAGAGAGAGACUCUUAAAUCGCCGAUCUAACCUCACCAAUGGAAGUGAGCGUGAUCUUGCAUCGUGUGAGACUUUAGAAGCAGAGUCAGCUUAUGAAUUAGAUGCUUAUCCCAAAGAUUACGAUGCCAAAGAUAAAGAUGUCAUUGAACAAGAUCUUAGGGAGUACGAAGAGAAUAUAAAAGAUAUAAUGCAAUAUGCGGGGGAAACUGCAUCCGUGAUAGAUGCGAUGGAUGAGGAAAAACGCGUGCAGGAAAAACUGGAAGCCUGUCUAAUGCGAUCAGCACCGUCUGCGAAACCUAGAAUCCCGCAAAUACCACCUCCGAUCGAUCCGAUGGACAUAGAAUUCGAUCCUGAUGACGAACCCGAUCCGAAAAUCUUCGACGACAUACGCACACCGGAGCCUAAAUAUUCUUUUAUCUAA
Molecule: messenger RNA, 1311 nt
Organism: Cataglyphis hispanica
Lineage: Eukaryota; Metazoa; Arthropoda; Insecta; Hymenoptera; Formicidae
Product: adenylate kinase 8
Exons: 8
Coding region: 1-1311 (436 amino acids)
Biological process (GO): nucleobase-containing compound metabolic process
Cellular component (GO): cytoplasm
Molecular function (GO): ATP binding; AMP kinase activity
Source: RefSeq, a predicted model, not a curated record